UCGUCAAAAGCGGAUAUAUAGUAGGAGACGGUAGAUCAACACACUGUAAACAUAAAUCUGCGGCGGUCUGAUAGCGGAAGAGACGACCGGUGUUGUAGAAAUGGGGUGGAUCGGAGAGCAAGUAGAUUCAAUCAAGUCUAUUCAAUUCAGACAGUUUAUCACUCAGACCAUCUCUCUCGGCAUGAUUGUCACAUCAGCACUAAUUAUAUGGAAAGGAUUGAUGUGUGUGACUGGUAGCGAGUCACCUGUUGUUGUGGUGCUUUCUGGGAGCAUGGAGCCUGGCUUCAAGAGAGGUGACAUUUUAUUCUUGCAUAUGAGCAAGGAUCCAAUUCGCGCGGGAGAAAUUGUCGUGUUCAAUAUUGAUGGACGUGAAAUUCCUAUUGUCCAUCGAGUUAUUAAGGUUCACGAGCGCCCAGACACUGGAGAAGUAGAAGUCCUCACAAAAGGUGACAAUAAUCUUGGGGAUGACAGACUUCUGUAUGCUCAGGGACAGCUCUGGCUGCAAAGACAUCAUGUAAUGGGGAGAGCUGUAGGGUUCUUGCCCUAUGUUGGCUGGGUAACAAUCAUUAUGACUGAAAAGCCUAUAAUCAAGUACAUAUUGAUUGGAGCUUUAGGCCUGCUUGUCAUUACAUCAAAGGAGUAGGAUUUGGUCUGUCUUUUUGUAUCAUCAGAUGGCUAAGAUUGGUGGGAAACAAAUUGCAUGUAGACGAAACCUAAUUGUAACAUGUUGAUUUGGAUACAAGAGACUAGUGCUUGAUUAUAGAAUAUAUUUAUUUCUGAGACUAA
This is a messenger RNA of Daucus carota subsp. sativus, 786 nucleotides long. RefSeq lists its product as uncharacterized. Gene Ontology annotation, molecular function: serine-type endopeptidase activity. NCBI's taxonomy places the organism in Eukaryota, Viridiplantae, Streptophyta, Magnoliopsida, Apiales, Apiaceae. The coding region runs from base 101 to 643 and encodes 180 amino acids. The record is from RefSeq and is a predicted model, not a curated record. The transcript has 8 exons. Gene Ontology annotation, cellular component: signal peptidase complex; membrane.